Molecule: messenger RNA, 4662 nt
Organism: Chondrus crispus (carragheen)
Lineage: Eukaryota; Rhodophyta; Florideophyceae; Gigartinales; Gigartinaceae
Exons: 1
Coding region: 1-4662 (1553 amino acids)
Biological process (GO): regulation of transcription by RNA polymerase II; nucleosome organization
Cellular component (GO): nucleus; chromatin
Molecular function (GO): ATP hydrolysis activity; ATP-dependent chromatin remodeler activity; ATP binding
Source: RefSeq, a predicted model, not a curated record
AUGAAGACUCAUCUGGUGAAGACCAGGAGAUGGCGAACGGCAUCGCAGAUGACAGCCACAGUGAUGAUCACUCGAACCUGCUUGUUCGUAAGCGUACACGCUCACGCCGCAGGGAGAAAAUUGUUAUUCCUGAGGACAUGCUCAACGACUCUGAGUAUUUUCGGCGCUCACGUCGCUCGCGACAUGCUCCAGAACGUCUUUCAAUUUCUCCGGUGGACUCUCCUUCUUCGAUUGGAGGCAGUGAAUAUGACUUCAACGCCGACGAUGGUACGUUCACCAGCCUUUCUGCAUGCUCGGGCUCACACCGCCGUAAGACAUACAGCUGUAUACCGAGAAUGUUACAAGACUCGUCCCGUACUAACCACGUUUGACCUCAAUUUUCCUUUUCUAAUCCGCUGCCUGAUAACAACAGGACGUGAGGACGAUGACGAUGAAGAAAUGGAGGACUUAGACGAUGAUGACUUCGAACUACAACCAACGCGAAAACCACAAAAGCGACAAGGGGCUGGAGCUCGCCGUCGCCAAAGAGCGAAGGCCAGUGAACCUGAAGGGACUCGAUUUCCUGUUGAGUAUUCCGAAUCUGAUUCUGAUGGCGAUUGGCGUGAUGGCCCUACGAAGAAACUGCUUGGUCGCCGUCGACGGAAAAAGGGAGUCACGCGCCCUUCCAAGCGACGACGCACAAGGGAUGAAACCGAAGACGCAGAGGUCGCGCGAACUGCGCGAAUCAAUAGUCGAACAGGAGGCGCUGUAAACUAUUUCGAAAGCGACGACGACUUUCUCGACUCCGAGAAUGAGGCUUUGCAGCCUGGAGCACCCCAUGCUCCUGUAGACGAUGGAUCUCCUCGGGUGGACAGCGUCUUGGACUACCGACCAAUUGAAAAGAAGGAACCGGCGAACCAGGAGGAAGCUCCAUUCUCUGACUUCGAUCCACAGAAUGUGGAGUUCAACAUCAAAUGGGUGGGGAAAUCAUUCAGAAAGAACACAUGGGAAGCAUGGACUACUUUACGCGACAUGAAGGGAUCAAAGCGAGUGAGAAAUUACAUGAAAUCGGUGGAGGAAAGACAAGCUUAUUUUCGACUCCGGAAAGCAUCACCGGAAGAAGAAGAGGAGGCUAGGAUCCUCAUGGAAGAGAAUCGAACUGCUAUUAAGGUCUACGAAGUGAUCGAUCGCAUCGUCGCGCAACGGAACAAUGCGGACGAUGCCUCGAAAGUUGAAUACUUUGUAAAAUGGUCUAACCUGCCGUAUGGACAGUGUACGUGGGAAUUAGCAUCAGAUCUGAGCUCAGAAGCUGAUCUGAAAGCAAUCGAUGACUACAGGGACAGGGAGCAGUCAGCACUCGGAAAUUCAAGCAAGAAAAGAUACAAUCCAUUCAGUAACAAAGAAGAAAGACCCCGCCUGAAGCGAAUGCUAGAGCAGCCAUCUUAUUUGCACGGGGAAGGUCGAACAUUGCGUGACUAUCAAUUGGAGGGGCUAAACUUCUUGGCAUUCUCAUGGACUAAGCGAAACAACGUAAUUCUUGCCGAUGAAAUGGGCCUGGGUAAGACAUUGCAAACGAUAUCAUUCCUUGGAUGGCUGAUGUACUCUCGCAAUGUUCUGGGGCCGUUUCUUGUCGUCGUGCCCCUCAGCACAAUUGCGGCGUGGGUUCGGGAGUUCGCGCGCUGGUUACCGGACAUGAAUGUAGUAUGCUACACAGGCAAUGCCGAGUCACGAUCUAUGAUACGUGAACAUGAAUUCUGGGUCUCGAGCAAAGCGUCAACAGAGAAGUUUCAUGUUCUUCUUACGACACCGGAACUACUCAUGAUGGAUCACGACUACCUACACGAGGUGAGGUGGGCCAUGGUUGCAGUUGAUGAGGCGCAUCGGCUUAAGAACGAGACGAGUGCGUUACAUAUCACAUUAGCCAGUCUUCGCUCUGCUAAUAGGCUUUUGAUUACGGGAACGCCAUUGCAGAAUUCAGUUCGGGAACUUUGGGCACUUCUCCAUUUCUUGAAUCCUGAAAUAUUUGAGAGCGCUGAAGUAUUUGAGGAAAGUUUCUCUUUCGCAGCUCUUCGAGAUCCGGAGCGAGUCAGUUCUUUGCACAAAACGCUCCGUCCAUAUAUCAUUAGGAGACAAAAGUCCGAUGUGGAAAAGUCGUUGCCAAAGAAAACUUACGCGGUUUUGAGGGUUGGUAUGACUUCCGCACAACAGCAAUACUAUCGUUGGCUUUUAACGAAGAACUUCGCGAAAUUGAACGCGGGAAACAAGGCCAGAGGUAUGGGAAACACCCAGACAUUGCGAAACCUGGUCAUGGAACUGAAGAAAUGUUGCAAUCAUCCGUUCCUCUUUCCUAACUACGAGGAUACGUCUGUGACCACCAGUAUUGAUGACUUGAUCAGAGCGUCUGGAAAGAUGAUAUUGCUGGAUAAACUUCUCUUGCGCCUGAGAGAGAAAGGUCAUCGCGUGUUGAUCUUCUCACAAAUGGUGAGGAUGUUGGAUAUUCUUCAGGAUUACUGCCGAAUGCGAAACUUUCCUUGCCAACGACUUGAUGGUUCAAUAGCGAAUGAAGUACGGCAAAGAGCUGUCGAUCACUUCAAUGCUCCAGAUUCCAAUGACUACGUCUUCCUCCUGUCCACUAGGGCAGGUGGACUAGGUAUUAACCUCGCAACGGCAGACACUGUCAUCAUUUUCGAUUCCGACUGGAACCCUCAAAACGACUUGCAAGCUGAAAGUAGGGCUCACCGGAUUGGACAGAAGAAGGAUGUGAAAGUGUUCCGUCUCUUAAGCCGGGAAACGGUUGAGGAAGAUAUCUUGGAGAGAGCGAAACGAAAGCGAGUUCUUGAACAUUUGGUAAUUCAUGGCGUUGAGGGAGGGGAUCAAGGAGACGGGAAAGACGCUCAAGCGGCUUUCAAGAAAGAAGAAUUAAGUGCCAUUUUGCGCUUCGGGGCUGAGAAAUUGUUUGAGAAGGAUAAAGAGAACACCGGAGACGUAGGAGUCGAUUCAAAAGAAAAGGGCUCUGGUGAACAGAAAGAGAACGGGACAGGUGCAGACGCACCGACUGCACAGGACGUGUACGAUCAAGAUAAAGAUGGAAAAGCAGAGGAAAGGCGGGUUUUGGAAGUCGACGAUAUCGACGAACUGCUGGCGCGUGCACCAACUGACGAAGCAUCGCAAGUUGGUGGGGCCCAACCCAGCGUAGGAGAUUCCCUGCUCAAUGCCUUCAAGUGGGCUGAUUUCAAAACAGUCGAGACUGAGGACGAGGCGGAGGAUGAGGGUCCCGAAACUGAAAUCAUGGCCAACGCUGCUGCGAAUAAGCUUAUUGCAAUUGAUGCAGAAGCAGCAAGGGCCAAAAAAGAGGAGGAGCACGAUAAGAGGAAACUGGAGAAGGAAGGGGACAACGAAUUUUGGGACAGAGUCAUUCCUGGAGAAAUGAGGAACGAAGCUAUAGCUAAUGACAUGGUUCUGGGAACCCGCCGUCGCAAACGUACGAAAACAUUCGGCGCUGACUCCCCGCAUGAUGGAAAGCGCAGGCGCGUUACACGCGGUGUAAGGACAGUGAUGAAAGUGACAGAUCCCGAUGAGUUAACUGCGAAGGAACAAAGGAGUUUAUUGCGAUCACUACGCAAGUUUGGAGACGCCACGCUCAUCACAAUUAUCGUGAAAGAUGCCGGUUUGGAGGAUCGCAUUGAGGAGGAGUUAGGGCAAGCCAUGAUUACAGAUUGUCUUGAUCAAGCGAAGGCGGCUGUGAAAACAGCUCGGAGUACUGGAGCAAAGAAGAAGGAAACUGAUCAAGAUCCUGAGUACAAUUCCAAAGUCAACGGACGUUCGACUACAAAGGAUUCAAAGAGCAAAGCAUCACGCGUGCUCAUUGAUGCACUCGGGGAGACUGGUGUCGAUGCAGUAGAUCUCCUGAAGCGCUGCGAUGACUUAAAGAUGCUACGAAGUCAUAUAGGAAAUUUCGAAACCGACACACAGUUCAGACUCCGCCGUGCAAUCAAAGCGCCAACGUACAAUGUUCGCUGGAAGACGCAAAACGAUGCAAUGCUUCUAGUUGGUGUAUAUAGGCAUGGGUUCGGAAACUGGACGAGAAUUGCCCAGGACAAGCAGCUGCAUCUCGCUGACAAAAUGAAUGUUGCCGGAAACACAGAAUGCAAACCUGGCGCACCAGAUACCACCAAGUUGACCAGGAGAGUUACGACGCUCUUGCGAGAGGUAGAAAGAGAGGUCCGACCUAAGCCGAGCGCCAAGAAGGCGAGCAAGCGGGAUAGACAAGAAGGAAAAGUUGACAAGAAGAGAACACCUAAAGGUCAAAAGAUUUCAAAGAGCCGGAAAAAGGAUGGGGCGGUCUCUCGCGGCGGAGCUUCCUCGAAGCACACAAAGAAGAGUGUUCCUAUAAGCGGGAUGGGUGGGAUGCGGAAGGCACUGAAGGUAUCGAACAUCAGUACGCUGAAAGAACUGCGAUCGUUGUCAAAGGAAAACAACAAACUUGACAAUCAUGAAAAAAUCAAGAGAACGAAAGAGUGUCUCUUGAAACUAGGGCGUGCAAUUGAGAGACAGAAUUCCUCCAACAAAGUGCAAGUCGAUCUGUGGCGGUUUGUGCAUGAUGUCUGCCACACGUGCCUGCCAGGAGACAGACUGCGUUCGAUAUACGAGAAGCUAGCCGAUGUGGAGCCCUCAAACGGAUGA